AUGACACUGACCUCCUCUCCCCGUCAGAAAGUGGUGGUGGUGGGUGCGGGCCCCGUCGGUUCCCUGGCGGCGCUGUACGCAGCAUCGCGCGGUGACGAGGUCGAAGUAUAUGAACUCCGCGGUGGUAUGUUCUAUCCUCUGGACUCUGGCAUGGAUUGGAACUUCUCCGGGUCCGGGCAAAUUUUAUAUCGCGGUCCCCGCAGGGUCCUUUGGGCCGUUGCGCCUCUUCCCUUCCCACCCGCAGUCCCAGGUUGUCGUGUGCAUCGCAUCUCUGCGGGCUUGUCCCUCGCGACUUACGAAAUUCCCCGAAAAGCCAAUAAUAAUGUCCGCGCCUCCGUAGAUCUCCGCGAUCCCACGACGGUUCCGCUGAACUUCACCAAGUCGAUCAAUCUGGCCAUCUCCGAGCGCGGCAUCACCGCUCUGCAGGGCUCUGAUCGCCCGAGCCUGAUCGACGAUGUGCUCCGCGAGACGAUCCCCAUGUACGGGCGGAUGAUCCACGGCCGAGACCGCGGCUCCCUGUGGGAGGCUGCUCAGGCCUAUGAUGUCCACGGCCGGGCUAUCAAUGCUCUCGAUCGGAGUGCGCUCAACAAUGCGCUGCUCGACGAGCUGGAACGCACUCCCAAUGUCAAGCUGUUCUUCAAUCACAAGCUAACCGGCGCGGACUUUCGUACCAACAAGGCAUGGUUCGAGCGUCGCAUACCCGGUGAUACCCCCAGCCUGACAAUCUGGGCGUGGCCGGCCGUGUGCCCGAAAUCGAGGUCUCGUUCGACUAUCUCCUUGCAGGAGUAUAUCGACACUCUGUGGUGCGAGUUCCGCAUCCCCCCGUCUGACGAUGGGAACUUCCGCAUUUCUCCAAAUCACCUACACAUCUGGCCCGGGCAGGAAUUCAUGUUCAUCGCCCUCCCAUCCGCGGACAAGUCGUUUACCUGUACCUUAUUCGCUCCCUCGUCCCACUACACAACCUUGGAAAAUUCACCUGAGCAGCUACAUGCCUUUUUUGAUUUGCACUUUCCGGGAGUGUGCCCCGAACUCAUUGAACCUGAAGCGCUGAGCGAGCAGUUCGCCAUCAACCCGCAUCUCCCCUUGAUCAGCAUCAAGUGCAAGCCCCAUCACUUUAGUGCAAGCGUGGCAAUCAUCGGCGACGCAGCGCAUGCAGUGCUUCCAUUCUAUGGACAGGGUCUCAACGCUGGUCUGGAAGACGUUCGCGUUCUGUUCGAGCAACUUGACCAGCAUGGCGUGUACGAUGUCGAUCUUAGCGUCUAUACCCGCAGUGUUCGCCGCCAGGCAGCUUUCCAAGCAUACACCACCCAGCGAUGCGAUGACACUUAUGCCAUCAACGACCUUUCCAAGCAGAACUAUCUCGAGAUGCGCUGGGGCGUCAAGUCUCCUCUGUACAAGCUGCGCAAGUCAAUCGAGGAGACAAUUGACCGUCGCCUGCCAUUCCUUGGCUGGAAGACACAGUACGCCCGUGUCAGUUUUAGUAACCAGCGGUACUCCGAGGUCAUUGCCGCUGUGCAACAACAGAGCCAGAUGCUUGGCCUUGGUCUCACCUCCGCGAUUAUCACUGGUGUCGGCGCACUGGCGAUGCUGGCAUGGAAACAUCCACGUGGCCUUUCACCGGUGUGGAUUUGGCACACUUCGCUGCAUGGACUGGCGUCGAUUUGCCCGCGACUGUUCCGGUGA
This is a messenger RNA of Penicillium argentinense, 1683 nucleotides long. RefSeq names its product kynurenine 3-monooxygenase (gene bna4). The record is from RefSeq and is a predicted model, not a curated record. The coding region runs from base 1 to 1683 and encodes 560 amino acids. Gene Ontology annotation, cellular component: mitochondrial outer membrane. The transcript is spliced from 5 exons. Lineage: Eukaryota; Fungi; Ascomycota; Eurotiomycetes; Eurotiales; Aspergillaceae. Gene Ontology annotation, biological process: NAD+ metabolic process. Gene Ontology annotation, molecular function: kynurenine 3-monooxygenase activity; FAD binding; NAD(P)H oxidase H2O2-forming activity.